Messenger RNA from Vespula vulgaris, 577 nucleotides. It is a transcript of the gene Rpb12, whose product is annotated as DNA-directed RNA polymerases I, II, and III subunit RPABC4. Gene Ontology annotation, biological process: DNA-templated transcription. The record is from RefSeq and is a predicted model, not a curated record. The coding region runs from base 104 to 280 and encodes 58 amino acids. The transcript is spliced from 4 exons. NCBI's taxonomy places the organism in Eukaryota, Metazoa, Arthropoda, Insecta, Hymenoptera, Vespidae. Gene Ontology annotation, cellular component: RNA polymerase II, core complex; RNA polymerase III complex; RNA polymerase I complex. Gene Ontology annotation, molecular function: zinc ion binding; DNA-directed RNA polymerase activity; DNA binding.
UAGUCGCUAGAUGUGUUACUAUCGCGAUUAUAUACAACAACACAUGAUUUGUGCAGUUUAAUCGAACUUUAGGUUACCUCCUGUCGACAAGAGAUAACUCGUAAUGGAAUCCAGUAGUAAAACUGAAUCCACUCCUAAACAAGCAAUGGUGUAUAUUUGUGGAGAAUGCCAUCAUGAUAAUGAAAUUCGUCCUAGAGAUCCUAUUCGAUGCAGAGAAUGUGGCUACAGAAUUAUGUACAAGAAACGUACUAAACGAUUGGUCGUGUUCGACGCACGUUGAUUAUUGUACAACAUAAAGUAUCACAUUACAAUAUAUAAGUAUAUGGUUGCCACCCACAAAAUAAACGACACAAAUUAAACGGAUCACGUGCUUGUUGUAUGAGUUGUUCAACUUGGCCAGAUACACUAAAUACUAAACCUUCUUCUAUACCUUGCAAUUUCUGUUCUAUCCUUAAGAGUGCCCUUUCUGCAGUUUUAUUUGUUUCACUAUGAACUAUUAAAAAAAAGACAAUUUAUUAGAAGAAUAUAUUUUGCUGUUACAAAUGUAAUUAAUGAAUAUAUAUUUAUAGAAAUAAAA